Messenger RNA from Brassica napus (rape), 1672 nucleotides. Its product is annotated as histone deacetylase 6. Gene Ontology annotation, molecular function: histone deacetylase activity. Lineage: Eukaryota; Viridiplantae; Streptophyta; Magnoliopsida; Brassicales; Brassicaceae. Bases 84 to 1496 code for a protein of 470 amino acids. The record is from RefSeq and is a predicted model, not a curated record. The transcript has 6 exons.
GUAUAUUAUUUUAACCAAGCCUCACUACUUUGUCCAAAGACUUGAGAGGAAAAAAACUCGAGAGGAGAGAAAGGAAGGGCGACAUGGAGACAGACGAGAGCGGCGUCUCUUUAGCGUCAGGGCCCGACGGUCGUAAGCGACGAGUCAGCUACUUCUACGAGCCAACGAUCGGUAACUACUACUACGGUCAAGGCCACCCCAUGAAGCCUCACCGGAUCCGUAUGGCUCAUAGUCUAAUCGUCCACUACAACCUCCACCGCCGCCUCGAGAUCAGCCGCCCUUACCUCGCCGACGCUGCCGACAUCGGUCGCUUCCACUCUCCCGAGUACGUCGAUUUCCUCCGCUCCGUUUCGCCGGAGUCCGUCGGCGAUUCGUCCGCGCGUAACCUAAGGCGAUUCAAUGUCGGCGAGGAUUGUCCCGUCUUCGACGGUCUUUUCGAGUUUUGCCGCGCUUCCGCCGGAGGUUCGAUCGGCGCCGCCGUUAAAUUGAACCGGCAGGACGCGGAUAUCGCCAUCAAUUGGGGCGGUGGGCUUCACCACGCUAAGAAGAGCGAGGCGUCUGGGUUUUGCUACGUAAACGACAUCGUUUUGGGGAUUCUCGAGUUGCUUAAGAUGUUUAGGCGGGUUCUCUACAUUGAUAUCGAUGUUCACCAUGGAGAUGGAGUAGAGGAAGCGUUUUACACCACUGAUAGAGUUAUGACCGUUUCUUUUCACAAGUUUGGGGACUUCUUCCCUGGAACUGGUCACAUCAGAGACGUUGGCGCUGAGAAAGGGAAGUACUAUGCUCUCAAUGUCCCGUUGAACGAUGGUAUGGACGAUGAGAGUUUCCGCAGCUUGUUUAGACCUCUUAUCCAGAAGGUUAUGGAGGUUUAUCGGCCAGAAGCAGUUGUUCUUCAGUGCGGGGCUGACUCCUUGAGCGGUGAUCGGCUGGGUUGCUUCAACUUGUCAGUCAAGGGCCAUGCUGAUUGCCUCCGGUUCUUGAGAUCUUAUAAUGUUCCUCUCAUGGUCUUGGGUGGUGGAGGGUAUACUAUUCGGAAUGUUGCUCGUUGCUGGUGUUAUGAGACUGCAGUUGCGGUUGGAGUAGAGCCGGACAACAAGCUACCGUACAAUGAGUACUUUGAGUAUUUCGGUCCAGACUAUACGCUUCAUGUCGAGCCAGGCCCAAUGGAGAAUUUGAACACACCAAAAGAUAUGGAGAGGAUAAGGAACACAUUGCUAGAACAACUUUCUGGACUAAUACACGCACCUAGUGUGCCGUUUCAGCACACACCUCCAGUUAAUCGAGUCUUAGAUGAGCCGGAAGAAGACUUGGAGAAGAGACCAAAGCCUCGAAUUUGGAGUGGAACUGCGAAUUAUGAAUCAGACAGUGACGAUGAUGAGAAACCUCUUGGUGGUUUCUCAGGUAUUAAUGGCCCAACUAUGGACAGGGACUCUACAGGGGAAGAUGAAAUGGAAGAUGAUAGCGCAGAGCCGGAGGUGGAUCCACCAUCGUCUUGAAACCAGCUUGAUGUAGUGUCAAAAGUUAAGGAAUUGAUUCUUGGUGAUGCUUUUCUUCAGUAUGUGAUUUUUUUUUUGUUUGCAAAGAAACCUUUUUGUUUUGGCCUCAGACGUAUUUAAUAGGAAUGUAUUUCCAUUACCAUUCAAUUAAAACAAAGAGAAAAUCAUUACUUUUA